This is a messenger RNA of Chelmon rostratus (copperband butterflyfish), 2374 nucleotides long. It is a transcript of the gene dmrt2b, whose product is annotated as doublesex and mab-3 related transcription factor 2b. Gene Ontology annotation, biological process: regulation of transcription by RNA polymerase II; sex differentiation. The transcript is spliced from 3 exons. Lineage: Eukaryota; Metazoa; Chordata; Actinopteri; Chaetodontiformes; Chaetodontidae. The record is from RefSeq and is a predicted model, not a curated record. Gene Ontology annotation, cellular component: nucleus. Gene Ontology annotation, molecular function: RNA polymerase II cis-regulatory region sequence-specific DNA binding; DNA-binding transcription factor activity, RNA polymerase II-specific. The coding region runs from base 661 to 1980 and encodes 439 amino acids.
CCAAAUCUUCGCUCACGGAUCCCGCGCCAGGAGCUCGGCAUUGCGGCCCGGCCUACUGUCCUCUUGUUCUUGGAAACGGCGUCAGAGAGCAGCUGAGAGAGGCUUAACAUUUCAAACGUCUGGCGGUAGGCUGCAAAGUUUCCACCCUGAAAACACCGUCAUGCAGCAGCAGCAGCAGGCUGAAGCCGGACACCACUCCUCACGGCUUGGUGUUCGAUAGGAACCGAUUUGCUGUAAAGCUGUGGCGCGCAGCCUCUCUGCACCCGGGAUCACACUCUUAAUGCUUUAGUUUCUGUCUGAUGGAAGCUGAUUUAUUUCCAUGAGGAGAACCUGUUGCAGUCUGUGCGCGUUGUGUUGCAGGUGCAGCAGUGUUGGAACUCGAUUUCUUAAUUGUAUUUCUGUUCCAAAUGCGUGCGUAAAACAACACCACCGCUGUGAUUUAUCAGCUCUCCUGACUUUUUAAUAAGGACUUUUUUUAACAUACAACGAAUUACAUUUUUGAGUAAUUCUACGUGAAUAAGUCACCACAAUAAUCACAUUUGAUUAUUGGUAUUUUGAGUUAAAAUCCUUUUUAAUCUUGCGCGUAAAAGUCUGCUCAGCGUUAGCAGCAACAUCGCGCAUCACGGAUUAAAAGUGGGAUUCCGGCGCUCUUAGUCAUAGAUGUCCUCUCAGCUGGAAGGAGGCCUGCAGCUGGACACCACAGCAAAACUUGACGUAUUAAAAUCCGAGGGAGUUGUUGACGUGACAAAUCCUGACGGAUGCGCUGGGCAGCGCGGCUGCCGCGGGGACGGUGGGGAGAAAGUGUCCCUGCCUCCGGAGCGCCAUCAGCAGAAACCACGCAAGAUGACCCGGAGCCCCAAAUGCGCUCGCUGUCGGAACCACGGGGUCGUUUCGUGUUUGAAAGGCCACAAACGCUUCUGCCGCUGGAGGGACUGUCGCUGUGCCUGCUGCCUGCUGGUGGUGGAGCGGCAGCGGGUCAUGGCAGCGCAGGUCGCACUGAGGCGGCAGCAAGCUGCGGAGGUGAGGGGCGCACAAGGCCAGGGUAAGAGGGGGGUCAGGUGUGCAGCACCGUCGAGGAGGACAGCGUAUCAGCGUUACACCAGAGCAGCCGAGCCGAGCAUUCUGGCUAAGAGCAUCCUGCAGGGGCUCAAGCCGGUGGUGCCGCCGGAGGACGACGCCUCCUGCUGGUCAAAGCAGACACAGCGCGACCAAACACACUUGGCGUGUCCCUCCAUCAGCGCCCGGAUGAGGAAAAGGCGAGCCUUCGCAGACAAGGAGCUGGAGAAUGUGAUGCUGGAGCGGGAACUGAGGCAGAGAGAGCUGCAGAGCGACCUUUCCUUCUCCACCCCCGCCCUAGUCCCCGUGCUUCACCCUCCGCCCCUGCCUGUCUCCCCUAGCCUCCACUGCUGUCUUCUCAACAAGGACCCCGCCGCUGCAGGGGCAUCCAGUUAUGUUCCUGUGUAUAAAUAUAAGCCUCUGUAUGAGUGUGACUUCCACUUCUAUCAGUUCUUCCACCUAAAGAGCAGGUCCUCUACAGAGGAUGAUUAUAAUGACUCUGUGUGCCUAAGCUCAGAGCAAAGCAGGGAGGAAGAGGAGGUGCAGAAUAGUUGGAAAGGCUGUGAGAAGAAGGAGUUGAUAUCAUCACAACAAAGACUCAAACAUCAUGGCAGCACCUUGUCAGGUCUAGACCUUGUCAAAUCACUCUCAGAACCAACAGAAAUAAUGGACUCGAAUGGCUCUUCAACCUUCACACGCUCUAUUCCUGGAUCAGAUCAGGGUAUCCUGGGCGGGCCAGACGUCAGCGCACCCAGCAGGACUUCUGAUUCCAGACCUCUGACAGCUAAGGGCUGGUGCACAGACACUCCUGACGACCAGGCAGGUGCUCAUGCCGACUCUGUGAAGAGCCCUCAUGGCAGCUCAGUCAGGACUGCUGCUGUGAGGCCAUUACCGUUCUCUGUAGAGGCUCUGCUGAGGGCCUGACAGGCAAAUGGAAAGCGCUGUAGUGCACUUUGUUUAUGUGCCGACUAAGAAUUGAUGUAGAGCGAAUAAAUAUAAAAAAUGGCUAGGUGUAUUAGAGGCUUUGAAACAUUUUUCUUGACAAGGGCUGGUUGUUAUGAAGUGGCAAAGGGGCAAAAAUUAUGAAAAGAACAUUACAGUGUUUGUAUUUUUUCUUAUUUCUCAUGACAACAUAUUAGGCUAUAUAUUAACUAUAAUUAAAAAAAUCUAUAACAAACACAUAUGUAUUUUAUUACCAUAUUUUUCAUUUUCAUAUCUAUAUACUGAGCAUAUUUGUACAAAUGCACACUUUAAGAAUGCAAUUCUUUUUUUAUACCCCUGUGUCAUCAAUGCGGUGAAAAUAUACUGAACCACUCCA